Molecule: messenger RNA, 2104 nt
Organism: Tigriopus californicus
Lineage: Eukaryota; Metazoa; Arthropoda; Copepoda; Harpacticoida; Harpacticidae
Product: zinc finger protein 878-like
Exons: 1
Coding region: 109-2082 (657 amino acids)
Source: RefSeq, a predicted model, not a curated record
GACUCUAUCUACCUCUGUGAGGAAUGAAGGUGAUCAAAAUUGGCAUGAAGAAUCACAUGAAGUCCAAAACACGUAGCUCAAAAUUGUGAAUUCUUGGCUGGUUUCAAGAUGGAUUUCAUGUCCAAUGUGACAUCCCGGUUGGAAUCACUUCAUGGACAAUUAAACUUGGUUCAUUUUCAGAUUCAGAAUUGGGUGGUGUUCCUUAAAGACACGAUCGAUUGUUUUGAUGAUCAUGGAGAUCCUCUCUUGAGUCAGCUCUUUUUGUUGGACAUCUCAACCGGACGAUAUGUUCAUCGGGCUCAAGGGCAAAAGUUGGAUGUGGGGACUAGUUUGGAUAUUGGCUUGAUUGAAGCCAAGAUCUCCGAUGCAUUUAGUGGGACCAAAUUAUGUCCAGGAUUUCCAAUCCAAGAUGUAGUGGAUGCCAACCAAACGACCAAGGUUGUGGAAUAUCCUUGGCGGAGACAAGUAUCCAACGUGUGUCAAGCCAUCUUUACUCCCACUGUGAAAAUAGAAAAUGGCCAAGAAGACACAGACCUAUCAACGGCUUGUCAGCCCUGUAUUCAAGCUUGGCAAGAGCUCACAUGUAACGAUGUCCCAGAAGUCGUCAAAGACACCCGAGAUCUUCUCGUCAAGGAGGAGAGUGGUGACGACGAUGGUGAUUUGGAAGCACAUGAAUUCCUAGAUAUUGGUGGAGCAUUGCCAGAUGAUUACGAUUCCGAGUCCUCGGGUGAUGACGGUGACGAAGCUUAUGAGGAUGACGAUGAGUGUCCGUGGGAUUACGAGAAACCAAACCGAAAAAAGAAACGACUAGAUCAACCCAAAGGUAAGAGGACGUCCUCGAGAAAGAGGAAAUCCGCGAAAGAAGAACCCGAGGAGCCGCCCAUCGAUGGUAAGACCUACCCGUGUGAUCAUUGCUCGAAAGUCUUUACGAGACGUCGCAAUCUACGGGUUCACAAAAGUCAUCUGAAGAGAGAAAGUCGUCAAGUGGAUUGCAAGGAGUGUCAAGUGGAGAAAAUCCCAUCUCUCAAGAAACUGGUGGACCAUGUGACAGCAUUUCAUCCCGAGAGUCUACAUAAAUACCAGAACUACUUACCCGAUGACCAGGAUAAGGACAAGAUGAAAGAGCCACAGCAAUGUUCCAUUUGCGAUCUCGUCUUCAACGGCAGCAUCUACAUCCUCCGACACCGACAACUCUACCACGAGAUUGGGGAUUUCGAGUGUGUGGAGUGUGCAGAAUCCUGUCUCACCUACUACGACCUUGUCCUUCACAAUCAUCAGAAGCAUUCGAAGGCCACCGAAUAUAUCAAACCCCACACGGAAGGCAUUCAAGUGAUUACUCACGAGGAUGGGAAGAUCGAGAACCGAAGAGGCACUCUAACCUGCACCCUGUGUGACAAGCGCUACGCCAACGAUGCGGGCUUUCUGAAGCACAUGAGGCACAAACACUCUUGGGGCGUGCUCGAAUGUCUGCCUUGCAACGAAGUGUGCCAUUAUGCCAAGGACUUCUUCGCUCACUCGGUCCGGUUUCAUGCUCAAAACGGUGAAGUGAAAUGUCCCACGUGUGGGGUUGGAUUCGGUGUCGACUCCCCGGAGACGUACGUGUCCCAUUAUGCCGUGUGUGAUCCAUCUUUCAAAAUGAGUAAGCAGGAUGGUUCCUGCCAUUGUCAAUACUGUGGGAUGCAAUUUCUGAGUAAGCUAGCCUUCGGGAAUCACGUCAAGAGUCAUGAAGGCUUUGAACGAUUUAAGUGCACCUUCUGCGAGUAUGGUUCCAACAAUAAGACGGUGCUAUUGGACCAUGAGAAAACGCAUCUGCGAGAGAAAGGAUUGACGAAUGGUGACAGUACCGAAGUGUUGUACUAUCAUUGUGAUAAAUGUGAGAAGCGCUUCAAUUCGACCAAUGCACUCCGCUUGCACAAGAAAAGGGUUCACGAAGGCAUCAAACGGCUUUUCAAGUGCCGAGAGUGUGGAGCGUGGUUCAAAUCGAAUACGCCUCUGUACAAACAUCGACAAGCCGAGCAUGGAUAUGUGCCUGGGCGUUUGGGGAAGAACCGACGGCGUAUUGUUAACUUUCAAUGUAAAUAAAUCACUUCUAGUCCAACGCAUA